Messenger RNA from Quercus lobata, 2085 nucleotides. Its product is annotated as disease resistance protein RPS2-like. Gene Ontology annotation, molecular function: ADP binding. Bases 1 to 2085 code for a protein of 694 amino acids. NCBI's taxonomy places the organism in Eukaryota, Viridiplantae, Streptophyta, Magnoliopsida, Fagales, Fagaceae. The record is from RefSeq and is a predicted model, not a curated record. The transcript has 2 exons.
AUGGCUGCUGAUAGAGAGGUUCAAAUGGAGGGACUCCUACCAGAAGAAGCUUGGGAGUUGUUUCAGGAACAAGUGAGUAGCAUCAAUGUGGACUCUCCAGAUAUCCAGCCAUAUGCUCAAGAUAUAGUUCAGAAGUGUGGUGGUUUGCCAUUGCUGAUUAUUGUUACUGGAAGGGCGCUAUCUAAGGUGAAUGAUGCUUUAUCCUGGAUGCAUGCAUCGAGGGAAUUUUCACAGUGCAGUGCACAUGGAAUGUAUGGUUUUGAAUCUCUAGUCUUACAAUUGAAAUUCAGUUAUGACAGAUUGGAGGGUCCUGAAUUGAAGUGUUGCUUCCUUUAUUAUGCCUUAUUUCCAGAAGAUUGGCAGGUCAGCAUAUUUGAAUUGGUAGAAUACUGGAUUGAAGAAGGUUUGAUUAGUGGAAAUUGUACUGAUAUAUAUAUGAGGGGAUGUGAUAUAGUUGGUGCUCUUGUAGGAGCCUCUCUUUUACAGAGCUCAGAAAGUGGUCGUUCCAUCAAAAUGCAUGAUCUGAUUAGGGAUUUAGCAGUCGGUAUCUUGUCAUUGGAAGGGGAGGGUUAUCAAUUUCUGUUUAGAAGUUAUUCCAAAAUGGCACAGCAUUCAGACAUGGGAAAUAGUUCAUCAUACAGAUUACUUGAAAGUUUUCGAAGCAAUAGACGGUCAAUUCUUCAUGGUCGUCAGUUCUUAUUAAGGGCUGGUGUAGGUCUAACUGAACCACCUGUAAAGGAUGAAUGGGAAGAAGCCAAGAUGAUGUUUUUGAUGGACAAUAAGUUAUCCAAGCUACCUCAGAGACCAAGUUGCCUCAAACUUUUGGCAUUGUUCCUCCAAAGAAAUCAUCACCUAAGAGUGAUACCUUCGCUGUUUUUUGAUUCAAUGCCUUGCCUUACAGUUUUGAACUUAUCCAAGACAAGGAUCAAAUCCUUGCCAAAGUCACUUUUUAUGCUUAUGAGCCUUGAGGUACUUAUUCUACGCAAUUGUGAACGCCUGGCUCAGCUUCCAUCUGAGAUUGGAUCUCUGAGACGACUAGAGGUGCUUGAUGUCCAAGGAACAGAGAUUGAAAAAUUACCUUAUGAGAUUUCUGACCUGGUUUCACUGAGGCACUUAAAAAGAGAUGAAAGGUGGGAUAGGAAUGUGAAUUCUGUCAUAAAUGAGGUGGGUAACUUGAAAAAGUUAAUUGCCUUUUGUUGUUGUUUCCCAGAAGUACAGUUUUUUGAACGCUUUCUUGAAAAAAGCCUAUCAUGGAAAAUUCGAGGUUUAACUGAUUUCAAAUUUGUAGUUGGCCAUGAUGUUAAACGCUUCUCAUAUCUGGUUGGGGACAAUCUGGAGUUUGAAUAUGUCCAAUGGGGUCUGUGCAUGAGAUUUGUAAAUGGUGAGAUGAUUCCAGAUGCGGUUCUGAAAAUAUUAACUUGUUCUACUGCAUUCUAUCUGGAUCAUCAUAUCAAAGUCUGCAGCCUAACAGAGUUCGGGAUCAGUAAUCUCAAUGGACUGAGAUUAUGUGUUGUGAGGGAUUGUCCCAAGAUUGAAACGGUUAUUGCUAGCAAGAACCCAUUUGAAGCUGUAUUUCCAGUUCUGGAGCACCUGAGCAUUUAUUAUCUGUCUAACCUUGGGAAGAUUUGGGAAGGAACGAUACCGCAGGGAAGCUUUAAUAAUCUAAGAAUAUUGACAGUGCAUACUUGCCCCAAAUUGCAAUUUGUUUUUGCAAGCUCCAUGCUCCAGUUUUUCUCCAACUUAGAGGAGCUGAUAGUCGAACAUUGUCCAGCCAUUACGGAGAUUAUAUUUCAGGACCAUAUGGUUGAUUCUGGUAGUGGCACACUCCCUAGAUUGAAAACAUUAAAACUUCACUAUCUACCUGAAUUGGUUAACAUUAUGCAAGGUGCAUGGCCCCCAUUAGAAAACAUUAGCUUCUACAAUUGCCCUGUAUUGAAGAAGCUUGGCAUUGACUCCAAUUCAAGUCAUACCAUAAAAGAGAUUAAAGCAGAAAAUGAUUGGUGGGAAAAAUUAGAGUGGCAAGAUGCUUCAUUACACUCACGUCUUCAAGCUUAUUUCACCUCUGUUUCUGACAAUGAUUUAUAA